Molecule: messenger RNA, 1489 nt
Organism: Scophthalmus maximus (turbot)
Lineage: Eukaryota; Metazoa; Chordata; Actinopteri; Pleuronectiformes; Scophthalmidae
Gene: gsx1
Product: GS homeobox 1
Exons: 2
Coding region: 31-915 (294 amino acids)
Biological process (GO): regulation of DNA-templated transcription
Cellular component (GO): nucleus
Molecular function (GO): sequence-specific double-stranded DNA binding; DNA-binding transcription factor activity, RNA polymerase II-specific
Source: RefSeq, a predicted model, not a curated record
CUCUUGGCCGCUUUGCAGCGUAACCGUCACAUGGCCGAACCGAGUCCGCGGCGGCUAUUUAAGGGGCGGCGGCGCGCCUUCAGCACCACUUCGCUGUCCACCGUCCCGAGGAGAGCAGGCUCGCACAGCGAACACCACGCGCCGGCUUUCACUUCGACCGCACCGAGCAACACGUCCGCCAACAUGCCCAGGUCUUUUCUUGUGGAUUCCUUGAUUCUAAGGGAGGCCAGCGACAAAGGGAACGAGAACCACCCGCCGCUGUUCCCGUACGCCGUGCACUCGCCGCACCACCCGCACGGGCUCCCGGGCUCCUGCCACUCCAGGAAAGCGGGGCUCCUGUGCUUCUGCCCGCUGUGCAUGGCCGCGUCCCAGCUCCAUCCUUCGCCGCCGACGCUGCCGCUCCUCAAGGCGUCCUUUCCUCCCUUCGGCUCGCAGUACUGCCACUCGGCUCUGUCGAGGCAACACUCUUCAUCCAACGGCGUGAACCUCAGCCACGCACCGGGGAUUUACCAAGCUGCGUACUCGGUCCCAGACCCGCGACAGUUCCACUGCAUCUCCAUCGAAAACAGCAGUGGCAAACUUCAGAGCAGCAAGCGCAUGCGCACCGCCUUCACCAGCACACAACUUUUGGAGCUGGAGCGCGAGUUCACCUCCAACAUGUACCUCUCCAGACUGCGGCGCAUCGAGAUCGCCACAUACCUGAACUUGUCCGAGAAACAGGUGAAAAUCUGGUUCCAGAACCGCAGAGUGAAGCACAAAAAGGAGGGAAAGGGCAGCGGCCAGAGGACUGGGUCACACAACUGCAAGUGCUCGUCCCUGUCAACGGCGAGAUGCUCGGAGGAAGAGGAGGAUGACAUUCCCAUAUCUCCAUCCUCGUCCGAAAAGGAGGAUGCAGACCUGUCCGUCUCCCCCUGAACUGCCCCUCGAAAAGAUUUGUCCUCAUGAUUUUGAAAACUGCCAAAAAAAAUAAGACUGUUCAACUUGUGUUCAGACGCCUGUACAUAGACAGAGAAUAUUUAAUCAGGGAACCAACCCUGAAUUAUUGUAUAGCUGUAUACAUGUUGUACGUUUUGUAUGUAGUUUUUUUCUGAAAACGGUCAAUUUGUUGUCGCCAAUCCGACGUGGUGGGCACAUUUGUAAAGACAAACCCCAAUGACAAAAGAACAAUAGCAACAUUGUUUAUAGUAUUUUGGGGGAAGACAGUAUUUUGUAUACACGGUGAAUACUGGUUAGACUCAUUCUAUGUGGAUGGAACUGUGACUUCAAAUGUGAAACCUGGAUAGGAAUGUCCUCACCGUCACACUGCCGAGAUCACUCUGAAAUUAUAUCUUCAGUGUAAUUGAAAAAUAUUUAUUUAUUUAAAAAUGUUGAUACUUAAAUAAAAAAUAUCUGAGCGGUAUACUACCUUGUUGUGUGAGUUAAAUAUGUUUUUGGGUCUUUGCGCACACUGAGUGCGCACAGUGGCGCGCGUAAAAACGGGUUUAUAUUU